Messenger RNA from Nymphaea colorata (pocket water lily), 3822 nucleotides. RefSeq lists its product as uncharacterized. Bases 1 to 3822 code for a protein of 1273 amino acids. The transcript has 4 exons. The record is from RefSeq and is a predicted model, not a curated record. Lineage: Eukaryota; Viridiplantae; Streptophyta; Magnoliopsida; Nymphaeales; Nymphaeaceae. Gene Ontology annotation, molecular function: nucleic acid binding.
AUGGUUAAGAAGAAGCAAGUCGUGCCCGAGGCACCAGAUGUAGAGGCGGAGACCUCAGCCAAUGAGGAACAGCCAUCUACUGAGAUGGAGGUAUACGCGGUGGAAAGAAUGGUUCACAUCGAAAAUGAGGUUCUGAAAAUCCGCCACGAGAUGAGCGACUACAAGAAACAACUUUCUAAGCUCAACGAGUUAGAUGAGAUCAAGGAGAUGAUGAGAGUCAUGACGGCCAAUCAAGAGGCCCUUAGGAGAAACAACCCGGAUCCCCCACAGCCCCACGUUGAUAAGGGCAAGGGCAUACUCAAUGGACCGCCCAAUGUUGGUCCUAAUCCCUUCCAUUCGCAAGCCGGCCCUAGUAGACCACCACCCGGGGGGAAUAACAGCAAUAAUGGAGGUUUCCAAGCACAGCCCACCAACCUCAACAACUAUCACGGUGGGCAUCAUAACUCCUCGCCUGAGUGGGAGAACCGAGAGCCUUAUGGACCCCAAUCCAGCCAGUAUAGGUCCAGAUUUGGAGGCACACAGUGGGAGAAUAUUAAUUCAGAUCGUAGAUGGGGUGAUAGAGGAGACCGUGAACCACCUUCUUGGGAGCCAUAUAGAGAGUGUCAGGCAGCGCCAAGAAACCAACCGAGGAUUCCUAUGGUUCGCAUUGACUUCCCUAGAUUCAAUGGCAAGGAACCCUUAGAUUGGAUUUUUCAAGUGGAGGAGUACUUCACAUGUCAGAUGAUUCCAGAUGAAGAAUGGCUUCAAACGUCCAUUCUACACUUCGAUGGCGAAGCUAGGAGAUGGUAUCGUUGGCUCAAGCUCAAGGAGCCAGUCAAUACGUGGGGAGAGUUCAAAGAAGCUCUCAUGCUCAGAUUUGGUGAGUCUUCCUAUGUAGAUUACGACAUCGAGUUGCGUAAUCUAAGACAAACCGCAUCCGUUCAAGAAUACCAAGCCAAGUUUGAGAAUUUAGCAAGCAUGGUUGAUUGGACACCCAAGUCCCUCAUUGCCGCAUUUGUUGGAGGAUUGAAGGAGGAAAUUCAAAUAGAUAUACGGGCUGAGCCUAACACGGAGUUGCGGAAGUGCUUUGCCAAAGCACGUUCCAUCGAGGAUAGGCAAAGAAAGAAACAAGCCUUGUACCGACAAUGGAGAAACCCCGAAACCGUCCGUGUGAGGGAGAUCCCUCAACUGCAAAAACUCCUUCCAGCCCCUCCGCAGAAGUGGGACCCUACGCACAAGUGCAAGCACAUUCGAGUCUACACGGUUUUGGAUGGUGACGCCGACGAUGAAGGGGAAGAAGACCAAUCCCCUACGAUCGAAGAAAUAGAGGAAUUGGAGGCCCGAGAAGAGCCUCAAGAGCAGGAAAGGCCACCUCCUGAGGGCGCUUGUCAUACCAUGACAGACCCUAACCGACCGGAUGCUAUGAGAGUUAUAGGGCAAACUGGAAAGAGAAAUGUUCUGGUUCUUUUGGAUUCGGGGGCUACUCACAAUUUCGUGGGUGACCACCUCGCUCAGGAAUUGAAGUGUACCAUCGAAGAGCACCCAACUCUUAAAGUACUGGUGGCCAAUGGUGAGUGCCUCCCUUGCACUCGCAAGUGUGCAAACGUAGAGCUCGUGCUUCAGAAGAUCCCUUAUACAGUCGACUUGCUAGUUGUCCCUCUACCCAGCGUAGAUAUCAUUCUUGGAGUCAAAUGGCUCAAGACCUUAGGGCGAAUUUGGUGGGACUUCUCUACCAUGGAGAUGUGCCUGCCUAAGGAGGGUGGAGGAAAGGAAGUAGUGCUAAGGGCAGUCGAUCCUAGUUUGGCACCCAAGGCAGCGCUAAAGGCUAUAGCAGUCCAGAGACCAGCGGCUUGGUUAGUUUCAGUGGCAGAGGAAGUUGUCGCUCAAGAAGGAUCAGAAGAGAGAGUACCCGAGCAGAUUCAGAAAGUGUUGGAUGAGUUCAAGGAUAUAUUCGAAGAACCUAAAGGACUCCCUCCACCUCGAUCAUAUGACCACAGGAUAGUGUUGACCAACGGCACAGAGCCGGUUAACGUACGCCCAUACCGCUAUGGGUACGCUCAAAAAUCAGAAAUUGAGCGAUUGGUCAAAGAAAUGCGAGAAAGUAAUAUUAUUCGGCCUAGUUCUAGUCCCUUCUCAUCACCAGUCCUUCUCGUCAAGAAAAAGGACAACACAUGGAGAUUCUGUGUGGAUUACAGGGCCUUGAACGAAGCUACUGUCAAGGAUAGGCAUCCAAUUCCUGUUAUUGAUGAACUCUUGGAUGAACUAUCUGGAGCUCGCAUAUUCUCCAAGUUGGAUCUCCGGUCAGGGUACCACCAAAUUAGAAUGUAUGAGGAAGACAUUUCGAAGACGGCAUUUCGUACCCAUGACGGCCAUUAUGAGUUUUUGGUCAUGCCGUUUGGACUUACGAACGCGCCCGCGACAUUCCAACGAUGUAUGAAUGACGUGUUUCGUCAGUUCCUGCGUGACUUCGUGUUAGUCUUCCUUGAUGACAUUCUUGUGUACAACCAGUGUAUUGAACAGCAUGUCGAUCACCUUCGUACAGUGUUGAGAGUAUUAAGGGAGAAUACCCUAUUCGCGAAAAUGUCCAAAUGUAGCUUUGGGCAGACUUCUAUUGGGUAUUUGGGUCACAUCGUAUCACAUGAGGGGGUCAGAGCCGACCCUGAAAAACUCCAGGCCAUGGAGCAAUGGCCCUUGCCGAAGGACCCACGAGGCAUGCGGGGAUUUUUAGGCCUCACGGGGUACUAUCGCAGAUUUAUCAAAGGCUAUGGUUUGAUCGCUUCUCCCUUGACGCACAUGUUAAAAAAGGGGGAGUAUACAUGGUCUGAGAAAGCAAGAGAGGCCUUUGUCAAACUCAAGGCCGUUAUGAUGAAUGCCCCAGUACUUGCUCUCCCUGAUUUCUCUAAGGAUUUCGUGAUUGAGACAGAUGCUAGUGACGUUGGCGUCGGUGCAGUUCUGAGCCAAGAGGGCCACCCAAUUGCGUUUAUGUCUAAAGCCCUCACAGAGCGGGCCAAACCCUUUUCCACCUAUGAAAAGGAGCUUUUGGCAAUAGUCUUAGCAGUAGACAAGUGGAGGCCCUAUCUGAUUGAGCGAAGAUUUGUGGUGAGAACGGACCACAGCAGUUUGAGGUACAUGGUAAAGCAACGCGUCUCGACUCCUAUCCAGCAGAGAUGGUUAGCCAAACUCCUUGGCUACGAUUUCACAAUAGAGUACAAGAAGGGAACCGAAAACUCUGCUGCGGACUCCUUGUCACGCAUGCCAGAGCAACUCAAAACUCUUUCUGUGAUCGAGACCGAUCUUUGGGAUAGACUAACUCAGGAGCAAGAUCAGGAUCUAACUCUCAGGCUCCUCAAGCAGUCCAUACGCCAGAAUCCAGAGUCUAUUCCCCACUAUUCGUUAAGAGGAGAAAUACUCUGCAAGAAGAGACGAGCCUUUGUACCUAAGAACUCGCCUCUCAAGUUUUGGUGGGAGGGAAUGAAAGCAGACGUGAGGGAUUACGUGAAAGCCUGCCCUACCUGCCAACGUGAAAAAUAUGAGGCCAUCAAGCCUCCAGGGCACUUGAACCCUUUGCCCAUACCGGAUAAGCCAUGGGAAGAUGUAUCAAUGGACUUCAUUGAUGCAAUGCCCCGAGCUGAAGGGAAAGAGGCGGUGUUGGUCGUGGUAGAUCGCUUAACCAAGUACAGCCAUUUUGUGGCCCUACCUAGAAACUACCAUGGACCAAUGGUUGCUAAUGUUUACCAAUAUCACGUUGGAAAGCUGCAUGCCAAGAGGAUCACUGGUUCACUUAGGAAGAAGCUCUCCCUAAAUCGGUUCUUACGAGUCACAAGGGAGACUCUUAGCCGAUAG